This is a messenger RNA of Pseudoliparis swirei, 2055 nucleotides long. It is a transcript of the gene trit1, whose product is annotated as tRNA isopentenyltransferase 1. Gene Ontology annotation, molecular function: ATP binding; tRNA dimethylallyltransferase activity. Gene Ontology annotation, biological process: tRNA modification. Gene Ontology annotation, cellular component: mitochondrion. The record is from RefSeq and is a predicted model, not a curated record. The transcript has 11 exons. Lineage: Eukaryota; Metazoa; Chordata; Actinopteri; Perciformes; Liparidae.
AUGCGCGCUUCCGUCAGCUGUCCGCGCCGGUGCUGAGCGGAGGGAAGCUGCAACAUGGCGGCGUCCGUUGGCAGCUUGCGGCGCGUCGUUAAGCGAGCGACGGUCCCGGCUUUGGUGGUGGUUCUGGGGGCCACCGGCACCGGGAAGUCCAAGCUGGCGAUCGAGAUCGGGAAGCGACUUCAGGGAGAGAUAGUCGGCGCCGACUCCAUGCAGGUGUACCAGGGCCUCGACAUCAUCACCAACAAGGUGACGGCGGAGGAGCGCGCCCAGUGCAGACAUCACAUGAUCGGCUUCGUGGACCCGCUGGCCAGCGGCUACACGGUGGUGGACUUCAGGAACAAAGCCCUGGCUCUCAUCAACGACAUGCACGGCAGAAACAAGCUGCCGGUCGUUGUCGGAGGAACAAACUAUUACAUCGAGUCUCUGCUGUGGAAAGUCCUGCUGAAUACAGCGCAGGAGAUCGAGGCGCCGGCGGACGGAGGAGACGAGGCUCCAAACAGGAAGUUGGCGCUGGAGAAACUGGGAGGAGCCGAGUUACAUAAACGACUGGCGGAGGUCGACCCCGGAAUGGCGGCCAUGUUGCACCCCAAUGACAAACGCAAAAUAGCCAGGAGUCUUCAAAUCCACGAGGAGACGGGCGUCUCCCACACCCGCUGGCUGGAGGAGCAGCGGGGCCAGGAGGGGGCCGAUGGGCUGGGGGGCCCGCUGAGAUACCCAGACCCCUGCAUCUUCUGGCUGCACGCCGACAUGGCGGCUCUAGACAAGCGGUUGGACGCUCGCGUAGACGACAUGCUGUCCGCCGGACUCGUAGAGGAGCUCAGAGACUUCCACGUCCGCCACAACGAGCAGAAGCUCCGGGACGACAGUCAGAACUACCAACAUGGGAUUUUCCAGUCCAUCGGCUUCAAGGAGUUUCACAAUUACCUGACCGCUCCUGAAGGCAUCACGCAGCAGGAGAAAGACGCGCUGCGAGACAAAGGUGUCGAAGCCUUGAAGAUCGCCACGAGACGCUACGCCCGCAAACAGAAUAAAUGGGUCCGUAACCGCUUCCUUAAACGGCCGGGGCACGGCGUGCCGGCGGUGUACGGUCUGGACGUGACGGACGUGUCGCGGUGGGAGGACUCGGUGCUGACCCCUGCACUGCAGGUCCUGGACAGCCUGAGCAAGGGGGAGGAGCCAGCUCUUCAGCCAAUCAGAGUCGAGGGGGAGCAGCAGAGAAACAAGCGGAGCCGCCACUCGUGUGACUUGUGUGACAAGGUGAUCAUCGGGGACCUGGAGUGGACAGCUCACCUGAAGUCCAAAAAGCAUCACCAUCACGCGAGGAAGAGGAGAAAGUCGGACUCCGCCGCCUGCGACCAAUCGCAGGCCGCCGUGCAACGCGCCUCCCGGGAGUCGCCCCGAGACGGCGAGGCCUCGCGCCAGGAAGAACCCGUCCCGUCUCCAGAGUGACGCGACCCUCUGGACCGCCUGCCUGCAGCUCUCUGCCCUCACAGCCGUCUUACAGGCCUUUGAGCUGAACUUCCUCUUUGAGCUUCUUAUUCGCCGGCGUGCCAAGAACAGGACCGACCUCCUCGCUGCAGAUGCAGGACUUGAUCACUUUUUAUAGAUGUAUAAUUUUGUCGGAGAUGGGGCGGUUUACCGGUUUCAUUACUUGUGUGACUUUCAACCUUUUCCAUAAACAAACGCAUCCGCUUUCCCCCCCAAAAAAUAUGCUUUCUUAAGAUUUAUCAUCCCUGACAUUAGCAGUAAGAGAGAAUAUCGGGUUAUUUAUAAUGUUUUGAGUGGAGUAGCUCUUUUUAAUUUGGAAACAUCCCCCCCACCCCGCUCAAAAAAUACAUGAACAUCCAAUGAAGCGGUCGUCUCGCCCCCCCGAGCGGAGACGGAGGAGAUCAGGAAUAUUCAAGGUCCUGGACUCUAAAGUGUAAAUGAUUCUUUUCUUUGUUGUUAUACAAGAAGUUUAUUUUUAAAUCAACUUUCAUCCUGUUGCUGCCUCCUGUUUAAGUUUCUUUGUCUCAAACCGUCUAAACAACGUGUCAAUAAACCAGGACGACCUCA